Ilex paraguariensis (yerba mate) is the source of this 1269-nucleotide messenger RNA. The record is from the annotation of a GenBank genome assembly. Lineage: Eukaryota; Viridiplantae; Streptophyta; Magnoliopsida; Aquifoliales; Aquifoliaceae.
AUGACCCAUUACAGUCGCAUCAGACCAUCAGACUUUGAAGAAGAUUACUCAAAGUCAGGUUUUGCUUUUCAGAGAAACAAUAGGAUUUCGGAGAUACUGAAGAGGAAAGGGCUUCGGAGAUACCGAGGAAAGAAUAAUUGGACCUUUCUCUAUCUUCAAGCGCUUUGCGAUUAUCGGUUUGUCACGGUGCCAUGGCGGGCAACCAUCCCCUCCAUUUCAUUCUCGAAUACCCGAGCAUAUCAACCAGAUAUCCUCUCAAUAUUCUCUCAGACACUCGAAACGCGGUACAAAAUAUCCAAGCAAAUGAUCCAAAUUGACUUAUUUGAUAAAGUCAAGAUCUGGGUCUUGUCUAUCUGCUUGAUAUAUCAAUUGGGGUCUGGGUUUUACCUUCCGGGUAAUUACCCGCACAAAUUUGUUGUUGGGGAUUUCUUGUAUGUGAAAAUGAAUUCAUUUACUUCAUUUGUUACUGAAAUUCCCUUUAGCUACUAUAGCUUACCCUUUUGCAUGCCCCAAGAGGGUGUGAAUGACAGUGCCAUGAACCUUCUUGGUGAGCUCCUUAUGGGUGAUAAGAUUAAGAAUUAUCCGUACAGAUUUAAGAUGUACACCAAUGAGACAAAGAUCUUUCUCUGUCAAACCAAGCCAUUGUUGGGUGAUGAAGUUAAGCUUUUGAAGAAGAGGAUUGAUGAGAUGUAUCAGGUUAAUUUGAUUCUUGAUAAUUUACCCGCCACUUGGUAUAUUAGGAGGGAGGGUUUUUCCUUGCGGUGGACAGGUUAUCCUGUGGGAAUUAAGGUUCAAGAUGUGUAUUAUGUGAUUAAUCACUUGAAAUUUACAGUUCUUGUUCAUAAGUAUGAGGAGACCAAUGUGGCUCGUGUGAUUGGUACUGGGGAUAGGGCCGAGGUGAUCCCUACGGUUGGGAAGUCGGGAUCAGAGAAGCCUAAAUACAUGAUUGUUGGGUUUGAGGUGGUCCCUUGUAGUAUCCAACACAAUGCUGAGUCACUGCAGAAUUUGAAAAUGUAUGGUGCAAGUCCGUCUGUGAUCAAGUGUGAUCCCAACACUGUGGCCAUGGCUAUUAAGGAGAAUGAGCCUCUGGCAUUUACAUAUGAGUUUUCGUUUGUGGAGAGUGACAUCAAGUGGCCAUCAAGAUGGGAUGCCUAUUUGAAGAUGGAGGGAGUGAAAGUCCUUUGGUUCUCAAUUCUCAAUUCCCUUAUGGUGAUCACUUUCUUGGCUGGUAUUAUUGUUGUCAUCUUUCUUGAGGACAGUUCGUUAUGA